AUGAGCGAACGAGACGGAUUUCUGGAGCAAGGUGGACGCGACUCUCGUGACCACGUCCACGACUAUGACACACGUGAGACCUCUCAACAUCGACGUCCCUCUCACAGCUUCAAGUCCGAGACCAAACCCGACAAACGGUAUCUAUAUGCUGGAAUCUCGUUGGUGGUCAGUUUGAUCGCGUUUGUGGCUCAGACCGAGACAGCCGGCUACGUGGCUCAUAACCUGCAGUACAAGAAACCCAUCUUUAUGCUGUACCUGACACAUUCGUCGUGGGUCUUUCUGUUACCAUUACAGCUGCUGUUCAUCAAGAUCUUCAAGCGAUGGAAGACCCCAUGGAGAGUCUUUCUGCGUCGGCAAUACGAGCUCGUGUUGAACACCGCCCGAGCCACUCAAGAACACGCAGGUGACUUCUCCGGUCAACAUCCGCUCAAGUAUAUUAUGGUCACAUCUUUCUGGCUGUUUGUGGCCCUGUCUUUCGCUGGAUCCUCCUGGUACAUUGCCGUAAACCUCACCACCCCCAGUGACCUGACCGCCAUCUACAACUGCUCGGCCUUCUUCGCCUAUGCCUUUUCCGUGCCGAUGCUGGGAGAGUCUCUCAAGCCUGCCAAGGUGGUCAGUGUGGUGGUCGCUAUUAUUGGUGUGCUCAUUGUGUCUUACUGGGACACUAACGAGGGAGAAGGCGAGGUCUCUUACCCCCACAGAGGUAUCGGAAACCUCAUUAUCGGAGUGGGAGCCAUUCUCUAUGGUCUCUAUGAAGUCAUGUACAAGAAGCUGGCUUGCCCUCCCAACACCAUCUCCCCACGUCGUCAGGCUGCCUUUGCCAACGUGGUGGCCUUUUGUAUCGGUCUCUGUACUCUGCUGUUCCUGUGGCUGCUGCUUCCCAUCCUUCACUGGACCGGCCUGGAGCCGUUUGAGCUGCCCCAUGGAUCAGCUGCCGGCAUCAUGAUUGCCAACAUUGCGUCCAACGCCAUCUUCUCAGGUGCUUUUCUGAUUCUCAUGGCCCUGACUUCUCCCGUUAUCGGAUCGGUCGCUGCCCUGUUGACCAUCUUCCUGGUGGCUAUUGUCGACUGGCUUCUGUUCGACACGCCUAUUGGAACUGGAGGCGUGAUUGGAGGUCUUAUCAUCAUUGGAGCCUUCAUCAUGCUCAGUUACGCCAGUUUCCAGGAGCUCGGCGAGGAGGCAGAAGAUAGUGAUAGUGACGACGACAUCAUUUAA
This is a messenger RNA of Yarrowia lipolytica CLIB122, 1215 nucleotides long. RefSeq lists its product as uncharacterized. Lineage: Eukaryota; Fungi; Ascomycota; Dipodascomycetes; Dipodascales. The record is from RefSeq and is a predicted model, not a curated record.